Lampris incognitus (smalleye Pacific opah) is the source of this 2181-nucleotide messenger RNA. It is a transcript of the gene fam169b, whose product is annotated as family with sequence similarity 169 member B. Lineage: Eukaryota; Metazoa; Chordata; Actinopteri; Lampriformes; Lampridae. Bases 173 to 973 code for a protein of 266 amino acids. The transcript has 7 exons. The record is from RefSeq and is a predicted model, not a curated record.
ACCUGCCCCCCCCCCCCAAAAAAAACCCACACAGACCUGUUGCCGAGCUCGGUGCAGCCUACUGUGGUUGCAGGAGUGGAGGUGGCUUGAAAUUCACAUCAGCGGAGCUCAGGGAACGUCAAGUGAUUCGCUAGAACUGUCAAAUCCGCCUCUGCACCCUCUGCAGACCACCAUGUAUCCCGUAGACCUCCUGCCUGAUGUGGACUACACUGACCAGACCUGUGCUUCUGAGCAAUACCUCUCUUCUUUGGAGGCGAGAACUCAUGGGGGAAAUGAAUGGUUUCAGACAUCAGGUCACUCCAAGGUGGAGGUAACGCAAAGCAAUGUGAGCAGGUUGCAGCUGUUUGGAGAUGACCAGCCUGACUGUAGACUCCUGGUGCUGCAUCCCCCUGAUGAUCUGACACAAGUGUUGGCCCUCUAUCUGCAUGGCAAGUGGUGGUCUGUUGACGAUGUCUUAAGAACCUCCAACAAAUCUAGGACUGGCCUUGUGUUGGUACAGUCAGUCAUGGAGAGGGUGAUUCUGUUCCUGCUCAACCAGCUUGUUGAGAAGCUUCCAGAGGAGGAGACGCUGUUUCGUCCUCACACCAGGACGGAGCACGGCAAACUGCUGUGGCGAGACGGAGAGGCAGUGGGCUUUUAUACCGUUAAACAGAAAGGUAGCUUGUGUGACGGCUGGACCGGCCAGGGUUACCUGCUCCCCGUCCUGGACACGGUGCUAGUGAGGGGAUGCCAGAGGAGACACGGUUUGGGGCUACAGAUGCUGGAGGACUUCUGCUCCUCAUUUCCCGGAGAGGAAGUGCUAGGAAUCAGUUCUCCGUUAUCGCCCGGCAUGGUGGCAGUGUGUAGGAGGUUCCUGCAGCAGCAGGAAAAACACAGAGAACAUCUGUAUGAAGUGGAGGCUCCCGGGGGCUGGGCUCAGCGACGAAACAUCUGGUUGAACAUCCAGCUAGGCCGCUAUUCUCACGGAGUCUGAUGAUGCAAGACUGCUGUUGCCUCACUGAACACCUAUAAGGUCCACAGCCAAAGCCCCCUGCUCAUGGUCUCUUCUGACAAACCCAUGAAGUCUUGUCACCCAAACCAAGAAGGAAACCUCCCAAGUAUCAAGUUUGCUACAAUAGGGUGUAGCCCAGCAGCCCACGCUGAAUAUUCAGACAUGGGACCAUCUGUAAGCCUAUUGAACUGCCCACACAAUGCAAAACACCCGGAUGUUGUCUUGCACUCUUAAAUCUAAACACUCGGAUUCUUCAGAGCCUCUCAAAACAAGUCUGCGAAUGUUCUCAUUCAUCCAGGUCAUGGUUAUCCAAAGGAAUUGAAUCAAGUGCAACUGGACUUGGUAAAUAUCCGUGACGAUGUUUUGCCUCUCGUGAGAAGGAAUCAGGUCUGGUUGCACUUGAUUCAAUUCCUUUGGACUCUCAAAACAAGGUAAGAGGGAGAGGAAAUGCCUGAAAGUAAAAAACGAAUCAGAGGGAGAAUGAGUUAAAAUUAGGACUUGAUAAAGCAUGCACUAGCCAUCAUCCCCUCGCAAACAAUCGCAGAUUGACAUACUUUUCAGAUCUUUAUGUCUGUAGAUGAAACUGGACUCUGGGGUUGGCUUUAUGAAACAAUAUAUACAGGAAAGAAAUGAGUGCAGAGAGCCUAACAAUUAACUACUGGAGAUAUAAAUCUUGUAAUUGGACAGUCAUUUAGUGUGUCUUUUUUUUUUAAACAACAUGCAUGUGGAAUAUGUUCAGGUUACCCUUAAUUUUUCUGUCUUUUUGCAGACCCAAUUUAAACAAACGGGCUUAGAAAGUCUUAAAUUACUGUGUGACACAGUAUGUGUACUGUAUAGGUGCGCUUAUACCAGUGUUUCUCAACCCAGUCCUCAAGGACCCCCUGUCCUGCAGAUUUUCUUUGCAACCCUGAAUAGGUACCUGAUUGUAGUUAUUCAACCAAUCAGCAAUUAAUGUCAGAGUUUGCACACCUUGCAUAAUUAAGUGCUAUGAGGUCAUUGGUUGAGUAAGUACAAGCAGGGCUACCUAUGCAGGGUUACAUUGAAAAGCUGCAGGAUAGGGGGUCCUUGAGGACUGGUUUGAGAAACACUGGUUAUACACCAGGGCUGCAAGCUUCUUCCUUUUUUUUUCUUUUGCUUAACAUAAGAAUAUCUAUCAGUGGAAUAGCUCACGAUGUGGGAAAUAAAGUAUG